GCCAUCUUUUUGGGCGUACUCUGCGGUGACCCGGGAGUGGGUUCAUUCUCUGAAAGUACGGUUGCAGUCUGUGUAGGCAUAACCCCUUGAGACAUAGGCACUCUCCGAAGCUCCGACGCACCGAAGCGACGCCUUUUGGGGGGUACGCCUUUUUGGGUGUACGCCAUUUUGGGGGUACGCCAUUUUGGGGGUACGCCUUUUUGGGGGUACGCCUGUUGGGGGGUACUGUGUGUUGAGCUGCAAGCGAUCUCGGAAGUUCUGAAACAUGCAGUGGCCUUUUUGGGCGUCCGCUGUGGUGAGCUGGGAGUGGGUUCAUUCGGGAAGGAUGGUUGCUGGCUGAGUUGAGGCAACCCCUCGACCGAUCGAUCUGGAUAAAGGCGUACAUCUGGAUACAACCAUUUAAUUACAAAUUUUUUUAUUAAUGAUAUGAUAAAAAAAAUUCUUAUGAAAUAAUGAAAGAUGCUUUAGUGAGAAUCGAAGCCUGAUCAAAGAAUAUACCAGGCGAUCCUCAAAGCUAUCAAUUUGGACAAAAAAAUUUGUCUGAGUCAGGCGUUCACACAAAAGGUUGAGUUCAGAAAGGAGGAGAGCAAAAAAAAAAAAAAGAAGAAAAAGAAAAAAAAAAGAAAGGAGGAGAGCUGUGAGCGUCUUUUUGCAGGCGCGGACCGGCUUCUCACGAUGGAUUUCAAGUUUGCCAACUUGCUAGGAGCGCCGUACAGAGGUGGGAACCUGAUACUCUAUGGGGAGCAUAACCUGCUGACCCCGGUGGGCAAUCGUGUGAAUCACAUAGACUUGGUACAAUCAGAGAGCAUCACCUUGCCGUUUGAAAACGCGGUGAAUGUGUCUCGGAUGGCCAUCUCUCCAAACGGCGUCUUGCUCUUCUCCAUCGACGCGGAGGGCCGUGGGCUUCUGGUGAACGUUCGGCGUAGGGUUGUUUUGCAUGCGUUGAGGUUCAGGGAGAAGGUUAAGGCGGUGAAAUUCAGUCCGGAUGGCGCUUUCAUAGCCGUAGGAUCCGGCAGGGUCGUCGAGAUCUGGCGUACACCAGGUCUCAAGAAGCAGUUCCAACCCUUUCAACGGCAUCGGCUGUUCUUCGGGUGCCAUGACGUUGUGACGUGCCUAGAGUGGAGUGCCGAUUCGCAGUGGCUGAUCGUUGGAUCGAAAGAUCUGGUAGUGAGGAUCUUCCCGCGCGAUCGACUACUAGGCGCCCGGCCCUUCUUGUUGGCUGGGCAUCGGGAAGCUCCUCUCGGAGCAUUUCUCCGCUACGAUGACAAGGAUGCCCACUGCAUCAACGGCGCAUACUCAAUCUCCAGGGAUGGAGCGCUGAGGGAGUGGAAGUUUUAUCCGGACCUCGACAAGAUCUAUGCACCGUACACACAAGGAGCCGCUGGCGCUGGCCUCGCAGACGGUGCAGAUGGGAUGGCAUGGAGGGGAGAAGAGGAAAAGGAUGAACCAGAAGAAGAAGAGAUGGGUAGGCAUCCCCGUUGGGAAGACGAAGGCGAUGACGAUGGAGGGGGGGGGAAAGGAGGAGGAGGAGGAGGAGAAGAGGUGACUACUGCCAUGGAGGUAGACGGGAAGGGUGGUAAGGCCUUGGUGGAGAAGGAGAACGACGGCGUGAAGAAGAAGUGGGUUCGGCAGUUGGACAAGGGUGUCGAGAGGAUGAUGGGUGGCAGAUGGUCUCUGGUUAAGAAGCAUCUAUUUAAUCAAGAGGCGAACGUUGGCAGCUGUGAUUAUCAUCAAGGCCUGAAGCUGCUUGUCGUAGGGUUUUCCAAUGGCAUUUUUGGGCUUUACCAGCUCCCAGAGUUCACCCCAAUCCACCUUCUGAGCAUCUCUCGAGAGAAAAUCACCUCCUCAGUCUUCAAUGAAAGUGGAGACUGGCUUGCCUUCGGUUGCGCACGUUUGGGCCAGUUGCUGGUUUGGGAGUGGAGGUCCGAAACGUAUGUCCUGAAGCAGCAGGGGCAUUACUUUGACGUCAACUCGGUAGCCUACUCUGGUGACUCUCAGAUGAUCGCCACGGGAGCGGACGACACCAAGCUCAAGGUCUGGAAUGCGGCAUCCGGUUUCUGUUUCGUGACGUUCACGGAACACACCAUGCCGAUCACGGCGAUCACAUUCGUCGCGAACAAUAAUGUCGUGCUGAGCGCGAGCCUGGACGGCACGGUUCGCGCGUUCGACCUGAUCCGUUAUCGGAACUUCCGGACGUUCACCACGCCGACGCCGACGCAAUUUGCGUCCUUGGCGGCAGAUCCCAGUGGCGAGGUUGUUACGGCAGGGACGAUGGACUCCUUCCAAAUCUACGUGUGGUCGAUGAAGACGGGAAGGCUUCUGGACGUGCUGAAUGGGCACGAAGCGCCGAUCCAGGGGUUGUGUUUCAGCCCAACCCAGGAGCUGCUGGCAUCUUCGUCGUGGGAUUCCACAGUAAGGAUAUGGGAUGUCUUUGAGGGGAAAGGAAACGUCGAGACGUUUCGGCAUAACCACGACGUGUUGGCCAUCGCGUACAGCCCCGACGGGAAGCAACUUGCGAGUUCCACUCUCGACGGUCAGAUAUGGCUUUGGAAUCCGAUCGAAGGGCAGCUGGACGGUACCAUCGACGGACGGAGGGAUGUCGCUGGAGGGCGGAGGGCGACGGACAGACGGACAGCAGCCAAUUCCGCCUUCGGCAAGUGCUUCAGCAGCCUCUGCUACUCUGCUGAUGGGAUUUUCCUCUUGGCGGCUGGCAACAGCAAGUACGUAUGCAUGUACGAUGUCGCGGAACGAGUGCUGCUGAAGCGGUUCCAGUUCACUCGGAACAGAGCACUGGACGGAGUAGUCGAUUUUCUCAACAGCAGGAAGAUGACCGAUGCGGGGCCCGUUGAUCUUAUUGAUGAUGCUCCUAGCGACGACGACGACCUUGAGCUGAUGAGGAAGGCAGGUCCCGACAUGGACAUGCCCGGAGCAAGUGCAAACGCAGGCCGUCCGGUGGCGAGAGUCAAAUGUGUGCGAUUUGCGCCGACGGGCAGGUCGUGGUCGGCGGCCACGACGGAGGGGGUGAUCGUCUACUCGCAAGACGACAACCUUGUCUUCGAUCCCAUCGACCUGGAUGUUGACGUGACGCCCGAGGCGGUGAAGGAAGCAUUGAGAGCGCGACAAGUGUUACGCGCACUGAUACUCGCAAUGAGGUUGAAUGAGACACCACUGAUCCGAUUAUGUGUGGAGAGUGUGCCGGUCGCCGACAUUCCGUUGGUCGUCAAAGGGGUUCCCCUCACUUACCUCACGGCACUCCUUCGAGUCCUCGCCCACAUGCUGGAAUCGUCGCCGCAUUUGGAAUUCCUGCUGCGGUGGUGUCAAGAGGUCUGCGUAGCUCAUGGCCGAUACCUGCAAUUGCGAUCAAGAGAGACGAUGCCGGUCAUGAAAGCCCUCCAAAAAGGGAUCGUGCGACUACACGACGACUUGGCCUCAGCAUGUUCGUCGAACCAAUACCUUCUGCAGUACUUGACGUCUGCACCUGCUCGACCCCCUGUUCCAACCCCUACUGGCGAUACCGUCACAGUUGCCGGGAAAAGGCCUCGCCUCCUCGCUCCUAAUCCCGAUCCCCUCGCAGUGUAGAAUUCGUCGUCGUUCCCAUGGGUGCUGCUGCUGCCGUCUCGUUUUCCGCACAAUGGUGUUCUUCCAAGCAUCGACGGUUGUUGUUUUUCUGCUUAAUAUGAUGAUUUGACCAUGCUUUCUGUUCUUUUUUUUUUGUUUGUGCUUUCGGUGUUUCCCUGUGGCGCUACGGCGGAAGACGGUGGAGACCUGAACUGCAGUUGUUAGUGAAGAAUCAGUGCCAUUCAUUGACUUGAGAAACGAAGCCAGGCGCCUUGUUUGUUGAGCUGCUGUAGUGCAGCGAUUUGCCAACCGGAUGGGUAGACCUAUGCUGGUGUAAUAGCCACACACUAGGACCUUUGUACUGAGUUUGGCCGUAAUUGUGGUCCGGUACAUCCAGGAAAGUGUUCAGUGUGAGUACUAUGUUCGUAUUUCAAGUUCGUAUUCCAAGUUCUCUAAGUGCAUGAUGCUUCUGAGAGGUGUAGGCUGCUGCUCCAGAGGGAGGGAGGCGAGCGUUUGCCCUUUGUCCAAGGAUUGGCUCAAUUUUGUAGAAUCGGUAGGCCAACACGAUAAU
Molecule: messenger RNA, 4129 nt
Organism: Chara braunii
Lineage: Eukaryota; Viridiplantae; Streptophyta; Charophyceae; Charales; Characeae
Source: the annotation of a GenBank genome assembly